This is a messenger RNA of Triticum aestivum (bread wheat), 770 nucleotides long. RefSeq lists its product as uncharacterized. The transcript has 2 exons. The record is from RefSeq and is a predicted model, not a curated record. The coding region runs from base 270 to 665 and encodes 131 amino acids. NCBI's taxonomy places the organism in Eukaryota, Viridiplantae, Streptophyta, Magnoliopsida, Poales, Poaceae.
CCGAACCAGACCGCUCUGCCUCCCGCAGCUCCAUCCUGCCCGAGCUCCCCUCGCCCCCGCAAGCCGCCUCGCCGGCGACCCCACACCUCCGCCGCGCCUCACCGCCGGAGCUCCGUCCGCUCCGCCGCCUCGCCCCUCUCCUCCUUCCUCUCGAUCUCCUCUCACCUCUUUCUCUCUUUCUCGCUGAACAGGGACCUCCAGAAGGGCCAUGGCGCCACCAGCCCUUAAUCUCGCCGGAUCCGGCCGCCUGCACGCCAAAUCCGCCGGAAAUGGAUCCGUCCCGUCCAGAUCCGGCCGGAUCCGACCGGGCCCCGCCAUCCUCGUCACUGGAGCACCGCCCCGCUCGACCAACAGCGUCGGCGCUGUCUGUCCCUGCCCGCGUCUGCACGAGGACGACGCUCGUCCCGCUCGCUUGCAGCAAUCGCAUGGGCCGCCGCCCCAGCCGUCCCGGCAUCAAGCCAAGGCCCAGCCCAAGCCACAUCUUCUGCCGCUCCAUCAUUGCCCACCUUGAGAUCAGCCCCGACGCCACCACCAUCUUCAGAUGCGAGUUGUGUCAACACCAACCUCAGAGCUGGAAUAAGGAGUGCGCAUUCGCAUUGAUGAAACAACUUUCCCAUAGCCCGCUGCUACUGCCCACUACCACAAUCUUGCAUAGAUACUUGUGAGUACGUGAGAACAUCUGUAGGCUAAUAAACAGUACAAACACCAGGCUUAGUUUCGGAGUACAUAUAUUGCAUCGACUGGUAUGACAUCUGAAUAUAUAUCUGACU